Medicago truncatula (barrel medic) is the source of this 1133-nucleotide messenger RNA. Its product is annotated as extradiol ring-cleavage dioxygenase. The coding region runs from base 116 to 916 and encodes 266 amino acids. Gene Ontology annotation, molecular function: ferrous iron binding; dioxygenase activity; zinc ion binding. NCBI's taxonomy places the organism in Eukaryota, Viridiplantae, Streptophyta, Magnoliopsida, Fabales, Fabaceae. The record is from RefSeq and is a predicted model, not a curated record. The transcript is spliced from 3 exons.
AUUCUUUUUCUUUUUAACACAAAUUUGCACGUCUUCUACAUUCUCUUUAUCUUAUCAUCAUUCUACAAACAAUUUGAACAAAAUUCAAACUAAAGAGAAAGAGAAAGAAGCAAUAAUGGCAUUGAAGGAUACAUUUUACAUAUCACAUGGAUCACCAACGUUGUCAAUAGAUGAUUCCAUUGAAGCAAGAAAGUUUCUACAAUCAUGGAAAAAAGAUGUGUUUGAAGAAAGACCUAAAUCUAUUUUGGUUAUUUCUGGUCAUUGGGACACCACCGUACCAACCGUUAACGUUAUUCAGACAACCAAUGAUACCAUUCAUGAUUUCUAUGGUUUUCCUAAACCCAUGUACCAGCUUAAAUAUCCAGCACCUGGAGCUCCAGAAUUAGCUAAAAGGGUGAAGGAACUACUCAACAAAUCCGGUUUCGACCGCGUCGAUGAAGACAAAAAAAGAGGUCUUGAUCAUGGUGCUUGGGUUCCACUCAUGUUAAUGUAUCCAGAAGCUGACAUUCCAGUUUGUCAGCUUUCUGUUCAAUCUGACUUGGAUGGAACUUACCAUUAUAACUUAGGAAAAGCAUUGGCACCUCUUAAAGAUGAAGGUGUGUUAAUAAUGGGUUCUGGAAGUGCUGUUCAUAAUUUGGGAACACUUAAUCCUCGUGCAGGUGUUGCUCCUUGGGCGUUAGAAUUCGAUAAUUGGUUGAAAGAUGCUCUUCUUGAUGGAAGAUAUGAAGAUGUGAAUCAUUAUGAACAAAAGGCGCCGCAUGCGAAAAAGGCUCAUCCACAUCCAGAUCAUUUUUAUCCAUUGCAUGUUGCUAUUGGUGCUGCUGGUGAAAAUUCCAAGGCCAAACUUAUACACAGUAGUAUUAAUUUGGGAACUCUCUCUUAUGCUUCUUACCAGUUUACAUCAGAUUCCAGCUAAACUUGUAUUUUUAUACAUAAAUUCAGUUUUCAGUUACAUAUACUAUCAAUGGCAUAUACUCUCAAUGUACGGUUAUUCAAUAUGUAUCUAUCAAGAUCUGUUGCUUGGAAUUAAGUUACUUAUGUUAUUUGUGUUUGUGUUGUGAAGCCCUUAAAUGUAAAAAUUGAAUUCUGAAUAAAGAAAUUUGAAGUACUUUCCUUAUUGUUGAGAUGUUUGA